Messenger RNA from Alexandromys fortis (reed vole), 4152 nucleotides. It is a transcript of the gene P2ry14, whose product is annotated as purinergic receptor P2Y14. Gene Ontology annotation, molecular function: G protein-coupled purinergic nucleotide receptor activity. The transcript has 2 exons. Gene Ontology annotation, cellular component: membrane. The record is from RefSeq and is a predicted model, not a curated record. Gene Ontology annotation, biological process: G protein-coupled receptor signaling pathway. Bases 341 to 1384 code for a protein of 347 amino acids. Lineage: Eukaryota; Metazoa; Chordata; Mammalia; Rodentia; Cricetidae.
GAGGAGUUGGUGAGGAGGAAAACUCCAUCCAGUUCAGGACCCAGUAAAAGGCUAAGGAAACAGCAGGGCGCUGCUGCAGGACAGCAGUGGGCUUUGGCAGAGGAGGGGUUAAAAUGAGUUAUCUGACACUGUAAAGUGGACAAGCACAGCUGGCUGAUGACGCAAUCCUCAGAGCAAAAGGCAAGCCAAUAUCUAAAAUGCUCAAGACAGAAAACAAACACGGAGCGCGAAGGCCACAGCUCCACCAAAACUGAAGCCAGACUGGAUGGAGAUGCUCCAUGGGAGGAAGUCAUAGUCGCCUCUCCGAAACGCUAAUGCCUAGGCUUCUGAUGAGGACUUCAUGAUCCUCGCCUCCAGAAGUUACAAGAUGGCCAAUUCAACCACCACAGACCCUCCAGACCAGUCCUGCUCCCGGAACACCCUGAUCACGCAGCAGAUCAUUCCUGUGUUGUACUGCGUGGUCUUCAUCACGGGGAUCCUCCUCAAUGGCAUCUCGGGAUGGGUAUUCUUUUAUGUGCCUAGCUCUAAGAGUUUCAUCAUCUAUCUCAAGAACAUCGUUGUGGCUGACUUUCUGAUGGGCCUGACUUUCCCUUUCAAAGUCCUUGGCGACUCAGGCCUCGGUCCCUGGCAGGUGAAUGUGUUUGUGUGCAGAGUCUCUGCCGUGAUCUUCUACGUUAAUAUGUAUGUCAGCAUUGUGUUCUUUGGGCUCAUCAGCUUCGACAGGUAUUAUAAAAUUGUAAAGCCCCUUUUGACUUCUGUCGUCCAGUCAGUGAACUACAGCAAACUGGUAUCUGUGAUUGUCUGGAUGCUCAUGCUCCUCCUUGCUGUCCCGAACAUCAUCCUGACAAACCAGAGUGUCAAGGAGAUUACGAAAAUACAGUGUAUGGAACUCAAAAAUGAGCUGGGGAAGAAGUGGCACAAAGCAUCUAACUAUGCCUUCGUGAGCAUUUUCUGGAUUGUGUUUCUUCUGUUAAUCAUCUUCUACACGGCUAUCACGCGGAAAAUCUUCAAGUCUCACCUCAAGUCCAGAAGGAAUUCCAUCUCGGUCAAAAGGAAGUCCAGUCGCAACAUAUUCAGCAUUGUGCUUGUAUUUUUUGUCUGCUUUGUACCUUACCACAUUGCCAGAAUCCCUUACACAAAGAGUCAGACGGAGGCUCAUUACAGCUGCCAGUCAAAGGAAACCCUGCUCUACGUGAAGGAAUUCACUCUGCUACUCUCUGCGGCAAACGUGUGUCUGGACCCCAUUAUUUAUUUCUUCUUAUGCCAGCCAUUUAGGGAAGUCUUAAAUAAGAAGCUACACAUCUCACUAAACGUCCAGAAUGACACAGACACGUCCAAAACCAAGAGGGGAAAUACAGUUCAUGAAAGCACAGAUACUUUGUGACUUCCCACGCCCUUCCGAGUACUGUCCAUGUUGUUACAUGACAAUUAAGAAGUAUAGGUAAAAUGCAUGCUUUUGACAACAAGUAACCUAUCUACCAAUAUUAUCCGGCAGGAAGUAUGAAGUUCAAAACAAUAAGAACAAUAAAACUCCAACUUUCCAUGUAAAAUGAAAGUCUUUGCACAUCACUUUUUAGAUAUCAAAUAAAUGGAGGAAUAGCAUGUGGUCUACAAAUAACCAAAACUAAAUCCUUCUCUGCUAUUACCUUGCUUCCUAGGAGACACCCAAUCUUUCAGGUGUUCUUCCUAAAUAUCUUUUUCUAUUAAUGCUCAUAUCUACUUAAUGUUUUACAUUCUGUGUGUACCAAUAAACAAGUUGCCUUCAAAACCAUCGGGGAUUUCUUUUUAUUAAUAAUCAAUGUGUGUAGGAACACCCCCAGAUUUCCUCACAACCGUACCUGGUUCAGCACAGUGUGCUUAGUCACACUUCAGGGCAAAGAAGGUGGUUACACAGAAAACGGAAACAUUCCACUUGUCUCUGACUUUCCCAAAUGAGUAUUUCAUAUGCGCUGUGUCUCAUUAAAGCUUUAGACCAAACACAGCCUAAACUGAAACAGGAACGUUUCUGUGCUGCUAGACAACAUUCCUCACUUGCCCAGAAACUCCACGCUUCCAGUCAUCGGUCAAAUCAACAAAGAACAAAACUCCCCAAGAUCUUCAGUCAGAUCUUGAGGACUAAGCUUGCUAUACGUGUUGGAUUAAAUGCACAUGGCGAUGGGAAGGGGACUGUGUUUAUCAUCCUUCAGAAUUCCCACAGCCAGCGCAAACCUCCCCUUGACUAGGCUACUGAAGCAAAUGUAAGAAGUGGAGAAAGGUACUAAGUAAAGCUUGAGUCACGUGGUGAUCUCUUCCACUGCCGCCAUCCUCUUCUCUCCACAAUACAAAGUCACCUUCCCCUGUGGGACCAAGCAAUGUCUUUGUAACCACUAUGCUAAGGCGCAUGACUAAUAGGAAAGCAAGCAUUUUAGGAAAUGGUAUGUCAGGGGGAUAAUGGGAUUAGAAAUCACAGCAGAGUAACAAUUACUGCGUGCCAGAGCCACUAUUAGGUUUUGAGGCUGUGCAGCGUACCCUUCUGUGCCGAAGACGCUGGACGAUAGGGGUAAAGACUCUAUGGAGACAUCCGCUCAAUCUCUCUCGCUCAGUGAGUUGUGUAGGUGUUGUCUUCAGCAAUAAGGCCUAGCUGUCAGUUAGUGGAGAGCAACCUGUAGUCUUGGCAACAGCCUGGGUUGUUUUAGGAUUCCCAUGGGGUCUAUUUGACCAAUAACUAGAUUAGAUGUAACCCAAUCCUGGUACUGGAAGCUUCAUUUAGUAACAAGAAAUGACCAGUUGGGACUCUGUCUCCCCAUCAUUUGGCAAUUUCAUUUAUUACCUUCAUACAUGUAUACGUUUUAGAAAGGUUCUGCUCUUUCCAUACUAGCCCUCAAAUGCUCCUUACUUUUAGCUUUUUAACUGUCUCUCCCCCACAUUCUCUCCCACAACCCUUUCUCCCACCCAUUCCCAUUUGAUCCCCCACUUCUAUUUCCCUUUCCUGACAAGAUCUACCUGCUCCCCCUAGACCCUUACUCUACAUCUACCUUCCGUGGUUCUUGUAGCUUGGUUAUCAUUGACUUCACAACUAACAGCCACCUAUAAAUACAUAGCAUUUUUGUCUUUCUGGGCCAGGAUACCUUACUAGGAUAAUUUUUUUCUAGUUCUUCCACUUGCCGGCAAAUUUCAUGAUGCAAUUUUAAAAAAAAAAAAAAAUAGCAUUCACCUUCUGGUUUAUCUCCUCAGCCUCCACCCUCUUUUUUCUUUUUCUUUUUUCUUUUUUUUUUUUUUCUAGCAACACAGCAUUUUUUUCUAGCAACACAACAAGGAAACAUUUCCCUUUGAGAAAGCCACUUUUUAGGUUCUGAGCCAUACAGUUAGCAGAGGUGAGUUAGUACUAGGCAAUGAAGCAGCCAGCCUGAAUCCAGCUGUCACAACUUGGGAUGGAACAAGAUCAGAACUGACCCAGUGAAAGAAAACCCCGGGCUCAUCCUCAAGAAACCUUCUGGGAGGGGUGCUGUCGCGAUGUAAACUCCAGAUGUGCGGGAACGCCUAAGAUUGGAGGCUUACACCACAGCAGGCAGACGAAAACUGCUUCAAAUCUAAUCCUGGUUUUACACUGAAGGCCUAUUUCAGCCCCCACCUAAAGCCACACCCAGAACCUUGGACACUGGGGUAUGUCAACUAGUAAACUCGCUACAAAAACUGUCAUCUAAGAAGACUGCCCAGCGCCAAAAGGCCAGUCUUGAAGACACAGGGAACACUGUAGGGACUGAGCAGGUUAUACAUAGGACUAUCUACGUGUAUACAAACACAUAUAACAAACUGAUGACAAAAGAGACCGUGAAUUUGAAGACCGGGAAAGGGUAUGUGGGGCAGUGGCUCUCAACCUUCCUAUCGCUGCAACCUUUUAAUACAGUUUAUGCUGUGGUGACCUCCCAGCCAUGAAAAUUAUUUUCAUUGCUACUUUGUAACUGUAAUUUUGCUACUUUUAUGAAACGUAAUGUAACUAACUGAUAUUCAGGUAUCUGCUAUGCAACCCCUAUGAAAGGGUCAUUCGACCCACAGAUUGAGAACUGCUGUCUUAUGGGGGUUUGAGGGGAGGGGAAAAUGUAAUUAUAUUAUAGUAUCUAAAAUAAAAUUAAAGAGAUACUAUACCGAUUACAAACAGAUUAUCACAGCCUC